Molecule: messenger RNA, 1623 nt
Organism: Penicillium olsonii
Lineage: Eukaryota; Fungi; Ascomycota; Eurotiomycetes; Eurotiales; Aspergillaceae
Source: the annotation of a GenBank genome assembly
AUGUUGGCGGCGACAUAUGGAGGGACAAAUACUCCGCCGCUGAUUGGCCGAUGGGCAUUCCGCGAUAUCGUACGAUCUCCGAAUCACGACAUGUUUUCUUUCUCUACUCUCGUCACCUCCUCAACAAUGGCUUCUCUGGGGGGUUCUCUGCCUCUAUGGCGGAGUGUUGCGCCUCGCUUGGCCAAAGAUCUCUUCACCUGUCGCCAAUGCCUGCGGAAUCAAGGCUACGCAGCCAAAUCGGUCCGCCAAUUCAGUUCACCCCCGUCUCGCCAACCCAGCAAGAUUCACUCGAAUCUCUUCACCGAUAAGAACCGCCAAUUCUUCACCUCCAGUCUCAAGCGAUCGUCCGCUGCGCCAACCGUCACCGAAGCAAUCGAAGAGGGCGCAAAGAGCAAGUCCAGCUUCCCCAAGAUCAGCGAUAAGGCCGUUGCCUACUGGCUUCUCGGCAGCGCGGCCAGUGUUUUCGGAAUUGUGGUUUUCGGUGGUCUCACACGAUUGACCGAAUCAGGAUUGAGUAUCACCGAAUGGCGACCUGUCACCGGCUCUCUGCCUCCAAUGAAUGCGGAACAUUGGGAGUCUGAGUUUGCGAAAUACCGUGCCUCUCCGGAAUUCCAACUGCUUAACCCGAACAUGACCCUUUCUGAAUUCAAGUCGAUUUACUACAUGGAAUGGAUCCACCGCCUCUGGGGUCGCUUCGUCGGAAUGUCCUUCGUCUUGCCUGCUGUUUACUUCGUCGCCCGAAAGAAGGUCUCUACGCCCAUGGCGUGGCGCCUCUUUGGUAUUGCCGGUCUCAUUGGUUUCCAGGGCUUCCUUGGAUGGUGGAUGGUCAAGUCUGGACUCAAGGAUGAUCUCUUCGCUCCUGGCAGUCACCCCCGCGUGAGCCAGUACCGUCUCACUGCUCAUCUCGGUGCUGCUUUCACUUGCUACGUCGCUAUGCUGUGGAACGGCCUGGCCAUUCUCCGCUCUCACCGUCUGAUGGCGGAUGCCGCAGCCGGUAUGGAGCAGCUGAACGCCCUCCGGGACCCGAAGCUGGCUCUGUUCCGCCGCUCGGUUGCCGGUAUUGCUCUUUUGGUUUUCACGACUGUCGUCUCUGGUGGUCUAGUUGCAGGUCUCGACGCUGGACUGAUCUACAACGAAUUCCCAUUCAUGGGUAACGGCCUUGCGCCUCCCAGCUCGGAAUUGUUCGAUACCCGCUACUCUCGCCACGAGGACCGCUCCGACCUUUGGUGGCGCAACAUGCUGGAGAACCCUUCUCUCGUCCAGCUUGACCACCGUAUCCUUGCUACUACCACCUUCACGGUCAUCUGUGCCUUGAUGGCUUACACUCGUGGCUCUCCUACCAUGAAGCGCUUCCUGCCCGCACCUGCGAGAAAGGGCGUGCACGGUGUGUUCGCUUUUGCUUGCUGUCAGGUCGCUCUUGGAAUCUCCACGCUCCUUUACCUUGUUCCUACCCCUCUGGCUUCCGCCCACCAGGCCGGUAGCUUGUUCCUUCUGACCUGGGUCAUGAUCUUGGGCAGCCGUGUGUGGCACCCCACCCGCACAGCCAAGCUUCUUCAGAUGGCUGUGAAGGCUCGGUCUCAGUACCCUGCCAAUGUGGCUGCCUCGGCCGUGAAGAGGGUCUGA